Molecule: messenger RNA, 1853 nt
Organism: Onychomys torridus (southern grasshopper mouse)
Lineage: Eukaryota; Metazoa; Chordata; Mammalia; Rodentia; Cricetidae
Product: mitogen-activated protein kinase 4-like
Exons: 3
Coding region: 950-1528 (192 amino acids)
Biological process (GO): protein phosphorylation; intracellular signal transduction; cell surface receptor signaling pathway
Cellular component (GO): nucleus; cytoplasm
Molecular function (GO): MAP kinase activity; ATP binding
Source: RefSeq, a predicted model, not a curated record
CGGAGCCCGAGCCGGACUGUCGGGGAGCUGCCGGGAGCUCGGCGGUGACUGGGCUGGAGCAACCCGGCCGAGAACGCCGCGGCUGCAGACAAAGGGCCGCCGCGCUCCAUCUGCCUCGGGAAGGGGACUCUGAAAGAUGCUGCAUUCCUGCAGUCCUACCACAUCCUGCGGAGCAGUCUUAGUCAAGGUGGCUCAGAUGAGUGGGUGAAGGAGGAUACGACCCAUCCGAAGCCUCUGGAGGGUCCUGGCCUGGCAGCUGAGUUCCUUUUGGACUUGGGACAGCUGGUGUAACUGCAAAGCUCAUGAGAGAGUGUGGCUUUUCCCAGGUCUUUACUCACCAAACUGGUUGGGGCUUUGGACUCUAAAGGGAACUUGUAGGAAGGUAAACUGGCAGAAAUGAAAAGAAGCCCCUAGAACUUUCUAGAAUCCACUAACACUAGAUCGCCUCUUACUGCUCAGGGCAGAGAAGGGAGGCUGUGAUCCGAUUAAGCUUUGGACCCACUUAAGUAAAGCAACCCAGCUCAGCAAGCAGUUCCUGCAUUUGGGCCAGACGGAAGGAUUCGGAGGGGGAGAGUUGCUGCAUAUUUUACUUUGAGAUCCGUGGAGAUAGAAGAUAAGGACACUGGCUUUUCCUUCUAGUAAUGCCAGAUCUGGAAGAAGCAUGAACCAUUUUCGGCGUCUAGGAAGGUUCUUGGAGCACAGGAGUUGGUGGCAAACCCUCCCAGUACAGAUGAGAACCGCUGCCGCAUCCCGCUGAGCACGUCAGUGAGCAAGGACUUGCAGUCAGCCGUUCCUGUCCCCUGGCAGCAGUGACCUCACCAGGAGCAAAAGCAUCUCUCAGCUGUGAGGUUUGACAGAAUGAGGUGUGCUGGGGGAACCACUAGCUGGAACUUGGCCUUUCCUGAUUGCCCCUGCCUCCCCCAGAUGGCCCCAGACCACUGAGUCAACAAUGGCCGAGAAAGGGGACUGCCUCGCCAGUGUCUACGGGUAUGACCUUGGAGGACGCUUCACUGACUUCCAACCCCUAGGCUUUGGGGUCAACGGGCUGGUGCUGUCGGCUGUGGACAGCAGGGCUUGCCGGAAGGUAGCUGUAAAGAAGAUUGCUCUGAGCGAUGCCCGAAGCAUGAAGCAUGCGCUCCGAGAGAUCAAAAUCAUCCGGCGCCUGGACCACGACAACAUUGUCAAGGUCUAUGAGGUACUAGGACCCAAGGGUAGCGAUCUGCAGGGCGAGCUCUUCAAGUUCAGCGUGGCCUACAUUGUCCAAGAGUACAUGCAGACGGACCUGGCACACCUGCUGGAGCAGGGCACGCUGACCGAGGAGCAUGCCAAGCUCUUCAUGUACCAGCUGCUCCGUGGGCUCAAGUACAUCCACUCUGCUAAUGUGUUGCACAGGGACCUGAAGCCUGCCAACAUUUUCAUCAGCACAGAGGACCUUGUGCUCAAGAUUGGGGAUUUCGGGUUGGCAAGAAUUGUGGAUCAGCAUUACUCACACAAGGAGGAUGUGCCAGAACUGGAGCGACCUUCUUGAGAUCAUGAGGCAGUAACCCAAAGGAGAAAAAAACUAAACAGACCAAGGGAAUGGAGAAGAGAUGGAAAGAGCCCAAGUCAAUCAUGACAUCAUUCAUGUUGCUGAGUCAGCUCUCGAGGUGCACCUAUGCAGGUUUUUGUUAAGACAAUAAAUACUCUUAUGAGUAAGCCAGUCUUCAUCAGUUUCUCUCAUUGGCAUCUGAAAGCACCCCAGUAGGCUCAGGUCCCCGAUUCCUUUGCUAUCUUCUUCUGCAGUCUAGGUUACCUGUAAAAAUUCCUUUUAUUCCAAAAGCAAACGUUUUGGAACACAGUAUACCAGGUACUUU